AAACUCUCACAUCCUGAGUGCGACAGAGAGGCAGAACACAGGCAGCAGCAAACAUCCGGUGGGUAUACAAAGAGCUUCGAGUUUCUCAAGAGAGGCAACGGCAGCGGUGACACAGCUCUGCAGCCUGAAGAGUGACAUUAUGGAGAGGACAACUUCUCAAGACGCUGAGUUUGGAUCCCCUUGCCUGAAAAUGGCUUCUGAUUCACAACGGAGCAUGGAGUCAAUACCAGACUUUUCUUCAUCACAGAUAACAACAGAGAUUCAAGAACAGCCACCCCAAUAUGAAAAGCUCUAUGCCCAAGGCCACACUGGGAGAAAAAACAUCUCAUCCAAAUACAAGGACAUUAUAUGCAGAAGUAUUAAAAUUAAUCCAAGAUCUCCUGCUGUUUACCAGUUUAGACCAAAGAAACAAGAGUUUGGAACUCUAACAAGAAUGACUGUUGGUGAAAAAAACCUGAACAAGACAAAUAAGACCAUCUUACUUGUGGGUGAAACAGGAGCAGGAAAAUCUACUCUGAUCAACGCUCUGUUCAACUACGCCAUGGGAGUGAAGUGGGAGGAUGAAGUCUGGUUUCAGAUUGUAGAGGAGGAGGAGAAUAAUCAGACAGACAGUCAGACAUCAGAUGUGAUCGUGUACGAGAUCUUUGGUUUUGAAGAUGAAAUUCUGCCCUACUCUCUGACCGUCAUCGAUACUCCUGGAUAUGGAGACACCAGAGGGACUGAGCAUGAUGACAUUAUCUACCAAAAAUUAUUGGGGCUGUUUCAAUCAGAGGAUGGAGUUCAUGAAGUUAAUGUAGUGGGUCUGGUGAUGAAGGCGACAGAUAAUAGACUGAGUGACCGACUGAUGUACGUCUUUGAUGCAAUUAUGUCUCUGUUUGGAAAAGACGUAGAGAAAAAUAUCAUAACUCUCAUCACAAAUUCAAAGGGAAUUGCACCUAAAACUGCUUUUAAAGUUCUUAAAGCUGCAAAAUUUAAAUGUGCCAGAAAUGAGAAGGAUCAGCCCAUUCACUUCCUGUUUGAUAACCAACAGAAGGAAGAUAGAACAGAGGAAGAUGUGUCUGUCUUUGAGCUCUCUUGGGGAGUAACAGAUAAAGGAAUGAGAGAGUUCUCAGACUUUCUAGAACGAACUGCACCUCAAAAUGUAAAGAAAACAGAAAAAGUAUUGACAGAACGAAUCAGAUUGACAGCCUCCAUCGAAAACCUGAAAGACAGAAUUGACCUGGCAGAACGGAAGCAGACAGAAAUCAGACAGAGUCAAGAAGCUCUGAAUAAAUAUAAAGAAAAGAUGACGAAGAAUGAAAACUUCACUGUAGAAGUUGACGAGGUCUACAAAGUUAAAGAAGAUAUUGAUGCUGGGAUGAGGGUUUUUUUUUACAAAGCAGCUACCUGCUGUACUGUCUGUGAGGAGAACUGUCACUAUCCUGGAUGCACAAUGGCCUGGUAUGCUAAACACUGUGAGGUCAUGAAAGAUGGCUGCUGCACUGUUUGUACCAAUAAGUGUCCUGCAUCAGCUCAUGUGAAAGAAGAACAAAAAUAUGUGACCAAGACAAGGAAAGUUCAGAGGACUUUGGAAGAAAUGAAGAAAAAGUAUGAGAAGAAUAAAUCGGAAAGUGACCAGAAGUCAACUCUUUUGGAAGAUCUUAAUAAAGAAAUGAACCAACUGACAGCAGAGAAGUCACAGUUACUGGAUGAGUCCUACCAACAUGUUGUCAGACUGGAGCAGAUCGCUCUGAAAGCUGAUUCAGCGUUCACAUUUGUCCACCUGGACUUCCUGAUUGAGAAGAUGGAUGAGAAAGGAGACAAAGAGAAGGUCCAGAAACUGAAAGAGAUGCAAAGCAGAGAGAAUGAAGGAACCAGAGGAGCUCUGCAGUACAAGUUUGGAAAACAGUUUAAGAAAUAACCCCCCCCCCCCUCCCCCCUCGAAUGAAGGAUGAUACCUUACUGUUUUGUUAUAACUGAAAGGUGGGAUUAAAUGUAAAUAUGGUUAAUAUAGAUAUCAAAUAUGUUCAUCUGCUCUUUGUUAUUGUGAUAGUUUAUAAUUAUUAUUAUUAUUAUUAUUUGUCAAAAUAAACUGUGAGAGUGUUUUUCCUGUUUCAGAGCAACUUUUCACUCCAUGGAGGAGUUUAUUUUUUUGUUGUUAUUGUGUUUCUUCUUUCAGAUGCUUUGAUUUUCUUCAUGUUGUAAAAUAAACAGAUUUCAUUAAGACCCUACAAGUGUUUCAUGUGUUUUUGUUAUACGGCAGUUUGUGAUGACAGGAGUUGCUCAGGUUCCUCCUCCUCCACGAACCUUCAUGCUAAGAACAUUAAAAAGGAGUCAAACAGGAUGAGAACUUCAGCCAUGAGUCUGUAAAUUAAGCUCAGAUUUUGAGGGAAAUGUAGAAAAAGGUGAGCUCCUGUCGAGGUCAAGAUGCUCCUCAGUAAGGAAACAUUCCCACAGAAAUUCUUUACAUCUGACGAUUUUCUGCUUUUCUUUCAGCUAAACUAAAGAUUAUUUCAAGGAUGAGAACCAAAUUUAGCAGUGUUUCUCUCUAUGAAUUCAUUUGUUUAUGCUUUGAGAAAUAUUCUUCAUCAUGAAUGUUGUCGUCAACAUGUUCAGGUGUUUCCUGCAGUGCUGCUGUUGGACUUCCUGUCAGGUGUAAAUGAGACUCAAAGGUAGAAACUAUAUGUAAAAACCAGAUGAACCAGAGUCCAGCAGGAUUAUACACUGCAGAAAAAGUAAACUAACUAAACACAGAGCAGGAAGAAGAAAGGCAGACAAAAAGAACACCAAAGUUUUCUGCUCAGAUUAUAGUUAAGAAUACUAUUGUUGCUGCUACUGGUUUCAUUGAUGUGGGCCUGCUGUGAAGAAACUACAACUUCCUGCAGAUAGACUACAAAUAGAUAAUUUCACAGAAUAUUACAAUUAAUAAAUGACAGAUUUAGUGAUAUUUUCAUAAACUAUUUAUUUACCAAAACAAUACAAAACAGCAUGAUAGCACAAUAUAUUUUUAACACAGCAACCUUUAAAUAUGAAAGGAGACAGAGAAAGAAAGGUGAGAAAGAAGAAUAAGAAUAACACUUAAUUG
Molecule: messenger RNA, 3064 nt
Organism: Haplochromis burtoni (Burton's mouthbrooder)
Lineage: Eukaryota; Metazoa; Chordata; Actinopteri; Cichliformes; Cichlidae
Exons: 4
Coding region: 140-1900 (586 amino acids)
Molecular function (GO): GTP binding
Source: RefSeq, a predicted model, not a curated record